CCAUUUCUGCAAAUGAUCUGAUUCUGUGCUGGGAGGCUUCCAGACAUGGAAAAAUAAGUAAAAUGCUUUCCAACUGAUGCAGGCAUAAUGUUGCCAAGUAACUUACAGUACCUGGAGGCUUUUUGAAAGGUCUAAGAAAAUGCUCUCAGUCCCUGCUAGAGAAGGUCUGAGGAGCAUGCACAGAUACUGUGCGCUUUCUCAGUUUUCCUGCAGAAAUUCCAACCAACCAGCUUCUGUUUCUAAAAUGUCAAACACCUUCAAAAACCCUCAGUCCAACACAAAGACAGAGGAUAAGGAGGGGGGGAGGAAGAACAAAGAAAAUGUAUUUUCAGAAUAAUCCCUAGAAGAGCCAUAUAUAAUGGCUUCUUUGUCUAUUAGUAUUCUUUUUUUCUGUGUACUGUAUUAGAAUUAGGCAGCAUUACACACUUCUUAGAGAUGUGUCUUGCUUUAUAAUUCUUGAUACCUGUUGGUUCAGUGACUUUUGGUCUAAAGAUAGAUGUAGGGGUUUGUGAAUUGAAUAGUAAAUACUAUGAACAUUUCACUCUUGGAUGCAGGUAAUUUAUUGAAAGAGCAGAAGUUUUGAUUAAAGAGCUAGUCAGGAACAAAAUAAAUUCCUCUUGUACAAUUAGCCAGUAUACAAUUUUAAAGGGUCUAAUUCCUGGACUACUAGAAAAAAAAGGUAGCUUUAUGUUGCGAGGGUAGUAGUAACCCAAAAUAGAAUGGAUGUGGCUUCUAAAGAGUUUUGUGACCAGUAGUUCAUAUGGCUGUUUUCAGCGAUUAUUCCACACCUUACCCUGUUAAUCUUGCAUCUUAUUAGACCAUCCUCACAAACAAAUCAAGACUACCAACAGUACUGUCAGAUGCUCUUAAAAUUUGCUAAGUGCCUUAUAUAGAGCAUCGCUGAGGCAAUGGUUCAAUUGCAAGAGAGUUUGACAAAAGAUUUACUCCUCUGUAAAGGUUAUCAGUUGUAACCAAGGUGAUGUUCCUGGUUAUAAUACACUGCAGUCUUACAUUUUAUUGCUAAUACAAGUAUUUAAUAAGAAAAAGUCCAGAAAUUUCAAUUUGUAAAACAUACAUUUUCUGGAGGAGAUUUUUUUUCCUCUAGUCAGCUAUGAUGGUCUACUGGAAUAUCACAGAAGCGAAUAAAACUUGUGAGUAUUUUUGGAUGCUUUCAUAUUUCUCAGUUUCUCAAUCAAAGACAAUAUUACCGUUCUUGGGAAGGGGUACAUAACUUGGUUUUGUUCAUAGGGUUUAUGUUAAUCCAGUGGUAAUUUUUUAAGGAUUUUGUUGUUAGAAAAAGGGCUUGUUAUUUUGAAAAUAAAAAUCUUACCUUCCAGGUGUCUUCCCCAAAAGGAGUAAGUGCCUUUUCUGUUCUGACUCUUAGAAGUAUUUACUUUGUCAGGUUGAAUCUGAAUGUCCUGGAUAAACCAACUAUUAAGUACUGAGUGUUACCAAUGGCUUGAAAUCAUUUCACAGAAUGAGACAGAAUGUAAGCCACUUGAAUUACUUUGAGACCUGAUGUUAUUGGAAUUUUUAUAACUGCUACGAGUAGUAUACUUCUAAGAACAAUGUAACUUUACAGGAACUUGACAGGAAAUAAAUAUUUAUUAAAAGAAGUACGUAAAUAAAUAUUUAUUUACCAAUUUAAGUAAGAGAAAAUGUUACACUGUGGGGGCAACAGUCUUGCUGUUAGCAGUCCUGACUACUUAGUGGAAAGUAAAACUAAGGCCCUGGACUCUAACUAUAAAAAAAUGCGUGGUUUUUGGUGAGAGAUUGGGACUGACAAUCUUAUGUCCACCUUCUAAUAAAGUAAUUCUUCCUACCUAAGUUUUUACCAAUUCUCAAGCAGAAAAGAAAGCAUGAGCAGAUAUCAGUAAGAGGCCCUGUGGUUUAAUUGGUGCUGCUUCCUAUCUCUAGAGGAUUUUUUUUAAAUUUUUUUUUAAACUUUGCUCAGGACUGGUACAGCUGAAAGUAUAUUUUCCCUUCAUUCUUAAGCCUAGACUUUGAAUGGAGUUUCUCUGAGACACUUUUGUAGUGAAAUCGUAUUCCCUACAAACAUUGAAGACAAAAAUAAACAUCUCCGUGAACAAAAGAUUGUGUGUGGUUGUAAUUUUUUUAAUAUAUACAAAUGUAUUAUAAAAAAACUAAGGAUACUCUAAGAAAAACAUAGUAUAUUGGUCUUGGUGUAGCAGUCUGAAAGUACAGUUUGCAUCAUGAGAUGCUACAGAUUUUCUGUCUGAUAAACUAUGUUCAAUUCCAGUUAAGCAUUCCUUUAUUUAAAGACGACAAUACAUUACAUUUAGUCAAAUGUGUAGUAACGCAUUGGGAGACUGCCUUCAACUGACUUCUUCCUACCUCAGUUCAAAGACAUAAUUUAAAAUGCUGAAAGCUUGGCAGGACAGCUGAGGGGAAAUGUCUGGAAAAAAAGAAACAGUAGGAAUCUCAGUGCAAAGAUAAACUUUUUCUGUUAUUAAAUGUUAAACAAUUAAUGAUAAUGGACUUGUUUUAGAAUUAACAUUCCUGUAGUUAUUUCACAGUGAUGACAUACAGUUGGUUUCAGAUGAGCAUCAAAAGGUGUUUGAUGCCUAGAAUAGUGACACAUUGAAAUACCUCCCCCAGGAAUAAAUACUUCUUGCCUGUGAACAAUCUGAUAAGAAAGUAUUUUUUGUGAAAACUACUGUGGGUGCACUAUAUUAAAAUCUUGACUGGCAGUGGUGAUGCUUAGGGUGUGCUAUGAUAAAUAAAAUGGUAAAUAAAGUUAUUAAAUUGCUUAGAACCCAUCUCUGAAUAUGUUAUUUGUACUGUCUAGGAGGAGGUGCAAAAAAUACAAGUGGGCAAUUUGGGGAUAAACAGAACACUUGGGGAAUUUGAUGUCAAGUUGCCAAGAGGCCUCUACUAAUUUAUGGCAGAGGUAGGUCAUUUCCCCUUUUGACUAUGGUGGAAGUUGAGGUGUUCCUGGAAGUACUGCUUCUGAGUAUGGAAGUAUCCAUGCUUGCAAAUUAAAGUAACAACUGAGCAUGACACAGAGGUUCUACAAGGCAUUCUUAAAUGAAGUUCAUUCCCUUGUAAAGAUUGUCAGAGUUUCACAUUUGUGCAGCAGAUAUGAUUAUAUGAAAACACAUCCUUCUGAGAAAAUGCAUCUAGCAGUGGUGGCCUGUGGUGAAAGACUGGAGGAGACUGUUACUAUGUUGAGAUCAGCCAUUAUUUUCAGCAUCAGACCUCUCCACUUUCAUAUUUUUGCUGAGGACCAAUUACAUGAGCGUUUCAAAGACAUACUUGAUGAAUUCCCCUAUGAAGGAAAAGUUAAUUACACGUUAUAUCCAAUAACAUUUCCAACUGAGAGUGCGACAGAAUGGAAGAAAUUGUUUAAACCGUGUGCUUCACAAAGGCUAUUUUUGCCGUUAAUCCUCAAAAAUGUGGAUUCACUACUGUAUGUUGAUACCGACAUCCUGUUUUUGAGGCCUGUUGAUGAUAUUUGGUCUUUUCUGGGAAAGUUCAACUCCACACAAAUUGCUGCAAUGGCACCAGAACAUGAAGAGCCUCGUAUUGGGUGGUAUAAUCGCUUUGCUAGACAUCCGUAUUAUGGAGUAACUGGAAUUAAUUCUGGAGUCAUGUUAAUGAAUAUGACGCGUAUUAGAAGAAAACAUUUCAAGAAUGAUAUGACACCGGUCCGGUUACAGUGGGGAGAAAUUCUUAUGCCACUACUGAAGAAAUACAAGUUGAACAUAACAUGGGGUGAUCAGGAUCUAUUGAACAUUAUGUUUUUUCACAAUCCAGAAAGUCUUUAUGUCUUUCCUUGCCAAUGGAAUUAUCGACCUGACCACUGCAUCUAUGGAAGCAAUUGUAAGGCAGCUGAAGAAGAAGGUAUAUUUAUUCUUCAUGGAAACAGAGGUGUGUACCACGAUGAUAAACAACCAACUUUUAGGGCUGUCUAUGAAGCAAUAAAAAAUUAUUCAUUUGGAGAUGAUCUGGUUCAUUCACUGCUGCAGCCCCUAGAACUGGAAUUACAGAAAACCGUGCAUACAUACUGUGGAAGAGUUUACAAAGUAUUCAUAAAGCAACUAACAAAAAGCAUAAAAGACUUGUAUGCCAGAAGAUCAAAGGGAAGGUGACUUUUGACUCCUAGCUGUUCCAUCAAGAGACUGAAGUAAUAUACUGGUCAAAAGGUGCAAGAAUUUUAAUACAGCUUGAAUGGGCUCUUAAUGUGUCCAGACAGAAGUUUACUAGCAUACAUAAAAAUGAAGAAAAUAUUCACGUAUGAAGAACAGGAACUUUUUUCUGCAGAGGUGACUUUUUGCUCUUUUGAAGUUUAAUCACUGCUAAUGUUUAUCUUGGUUCUGAUGAUUUGGGUGUUACUGGCUUCUGUGGUCAGUACUUUUAGUCUGACCAUAAUUCAGUUAUCUAAUGAUCAAACAAACAAGGAAGAAAUGAAGAUGGCUCUGUUUGAGAGCAUACCUCAUAUAUUGUCUAAAAUUAUGUAAAAACUGUGAAUGUAGCAAUAACUGAGUCAGCAGCACUAACCUCACUUUAAAGGUGUGAGCCUUUAUGUAAACAAAGUUGUUUACAAGUGCAGAAAAUACUCUGUUUUCAACAAAAUGGGUUGUAAUUAUCGACAAUCUAUGUGUGCCUUUACGUGUUCAUCUCUUACAUGUUGAAAUACUGUUUUGACAAUCUUGUUUAUCUCAGAUGUGAACUGCACGCUAUAAAUACGAUUUUCUGAGAAGCUGAUAACUAGUAUGUGAUACUAGUUUUCUCCAUUGGUAAAUACAGAGACUUUAUAUUAAAAAGCAUUUGUUUGAACAUUGUAGAGCCAUUAGCUCUAAAAGGUAGAGCAGAGUCGAGGGGGUUUUAAGUAAAAAUUCAGUUUGAAGUUGCUUGUCUUAUGAUACUUUUUAAAAAAUUCAUGGUUUUGCAGCUUUAAUAGGGCAUUUGGGAAGCCAAGAAAAACCCAACAGUGGAAAUCUGUUGCUGUUGCAUUUCCAUACUAGGAAUUAUUACCUGACGAUUGUUAUAGAGUAUGUAGGACCUAAAAGUGAAGAGCUGUAGUAAGAGUUCUGAUGCUUCAUCAGACUGUGUAGUAGAUAGGUUUCUUAGAGAAUAUAUCAUGUUACCAUAUAUUUUUAAAUAACAUGGCUUUAAAAUAGCUUUGUGGCAGACUCUCAAUACAAUGAAUGCAUUACUGUCAAUAGGGUGAUAGUAAUUUGCAACAGGUAAGGAUUAGGCUUUCUUCAACUGUCUUAGUGAAAAAAGAAGUACUGUUUAUGCAAUACAAACUUUUUUCCCAGAGAAAACGAUGAAGAAAAAGGCAGGACUCUAGUGUUACAGUAAAAUAUUUAAACUUACAUGGUGUAAAAUGUAUUUGUAAAGAGUAUUUGAACUUAGAUAACCUGUCUAAGUGAGAUGAAGUCUUCAUAAAGUGAGGUUUUGGAUUCCAGAAAAGUUCUUGUGUGUUGAACAUGGAGGAUCCACUCACUGACUUGCACCUUCAUCCCAAUCCCAUUUUAGAAGCUUAAUUUUUGUGGCUGUUUCCAUGUCAAAAGUAGGCUGCCUCUGAUUUCCAGAUUCAUGUGAGUUGAGCAAAUGCUUUAGCAGUACAAAAAUGCACUGCACUGUAAGCAGAGUUUAUAUUCUGUUUCUAAUCUCCCUGCGGGCUCAGGGUGUAAAUUUCUGGGAUGAAAACUAGGAAGCAGUCUGCUUUGCACGUAGAUCUCUUUUCCUUGCUGUGUAACCCUUUGAAGACUGAAAAUGUAGAAAUCUGUGUGAAGGUGAAUACUGUGACUGACUGAUUUUACAGUAUGCAGUGCAUUAUUUUUUUACAUAAAUACUGAUUUUUAUAUCAA
Molecule: messenger RNA, 5840 nt
Organism: Neopelma chrysocephalum (saffron-crested tyrant-manakin)
Lineage: Eukaryota; Metazoa; Chordata; Aves; Passeriformes; Pipridae
Gene: GXYLT1
Product: glucoside xylosyltransferase 1
Exons: 8
Coding region: 3018-4112 (364 amino acids)
Biological process (GO): protein O-linked glycosylation via N-acetylgalactosamine
Molecular function (GO): UDP-xylosyltransferase activity
Source: RefSeq, a predicted model, not a curated record